Messenger RNA from Peronospora matthiolae, 1203 nucleotides. Lineage: Eukaryota; Oomycota; Peronosporomycetes; Peronosporales; Peronosporaceae. The record is from the annotation of a GenBank genome assembly.
AUGGCGCGGUGGUUUUCAUUCUUUGCGGAAUACAACUUUACGGUCGAGUACAAACCAGGACGACUUAAUGUCGUCGCUGAUGCACUCUCACGUCGUCCAGACUUUGAAACAGUCGCGAAACCCAACAGUGAGACAGUCACUGUUGCAGUUAUGACGUCCGCAGUCUCAUCUUCAACGUUGCAUGAUGAUGUGAGGCGGGCAUACGCCCAAGAUGCCGUUUCUGGUGACACACCACGUGUUGUCAUUCCAGAUGAUACUGAUCUGCGUUUGCGGAUCAUGUUCGAGUAUCAAGAUGCUCCUCCAGGAGGACAUCGUGGCCGGGAGAAAACAUUUCUCACGGUGAGUCGAGACUUUUACUGGCCCCGCCAGUAUCAGUUUGUGCGAAAUCUACCGGUUACGGCUGAGUGCUGGGAAUCCAUCUCAAUGGAUUUUGUCUUCGGGUUACCCAAAGACGCACGCGGGAGUACGGGUAUUCUCGUAUUUGUUGACAGAUUCAGCAAAAUGGUACACCUAGUGGCUGUACCAGAGACAAUCACGGCAAGUGGCUGUGCUUGUGUCUUUAUUGACACCAUCUUUCGACUUCAUGGGUUGCUCCGUGAACUCGUAUCAGACAGAGAUUCACGCUUCACUGCUGAUUUCUGGCGUUCCGUGUUCAAAUCACUCGGAACGCGCUUGAAGAUGUCGACAUCUGAUCAUCCAGAGUCAGAUGGUCAGACGGAACGUGCCAAUCGUGUCCUCGAAGAGAUACUUCGAGGAUACGUACACUCCUUUAAGAGUUGGAGUGAUUUUUUGCCAAUGGUAGAGUUUGCCAUUAACAACUCGGUGCAUGCGUCCACGACACAUACACCGUUUUACGUGAAUGGCUUGCGCCAUCCGCGUGUACCCACCUUACUAGAGUGUAACUCUGGUUCAAGGGGGGGGACUCGCGCUAGCAAAAACCGAAUUGGUUCACGCUCAUCACGCUCUGACGAAGAGGUCAUUGCGUUUGAUGCCGAUAUCGAUAACAUCGAUAUUGAAGAAGAUGAUGCCAGUGAGAGUGCGGAAGCCCUCACUGAAGAAAAGAUUGAUGUUGCUGCAGUGCACUCACAGCGCACUGAAGCUAACGAGUCAUCAGAUGAGUUCAUACUGGCUCGUGAAACGGUAGUCCGUUUUGUGCAAGACUCCAUCGCCGAAGCGGUGGAUAAGCAAAAAGCAAAACGCUGA